UUGGAUUUCCAGUAUCUAUAGUUUUUGUUUUGCCUUUUUGUGACUGUUACUAUUUUAGAUAUUCUUCAAAAUAUUCGCAGUGGAAAAUUAUCGGUGAAGAAUAAAAUAAUUGUUUUAGUCUUUGUCGAAUUGUCCUGGAUUUACCAGUUGGCUCUCGCUCGCUGCAUCUUUCCCAAUGCGUGUUUCGAUGCCCACCCAAUUACUUAAAGUCAAAGAUUUGGUCUCCUCCCCUUCGCCCCGUCACUUCACGAUGCAAAGCUGUUAUCGAACGGACAGGGAAGGUUACUCCCUUUCCCAGUUUGAGGUCAGACUGUUUUAGGACGUCGCAACUCAGACACUGAACGGAAAGGUGACAGAGAAUUCGGAGAAAGUUGGAAGAAGUGAGUGACGAUGCAGCCUGUUAGAAGCAGGUAGACGCACAUUUCUUCGCCGUGAACCGAAUGGAAACCAUGAACGUCGUUGGCGGUUUCCACCAUCACCCCGUCGUGCACGAGGGCUUUCCAUUUGUCCCAAGUAGUCGUUGCCAGCAAGACCAUCCGUUUCUGCAGAGCUGGUUCCUAAAUCAGGGAGCGCUGUCCCCCGAUUACUCCAACCAGCCUUCCUACAGCCCCGAUUCCGGUGUUAACGGAGUGCUCCCGGAUCCCGCCCGUCCGGCACCAGGACACCGCCGAGGAGCAGCCGUCCCGAAAAAGGAACGGCGCCGUACGGAAAGCAUCAACAGCGCCUUCGCAGAGCUGCGCGAAUGUAUUCCCAAUGUCCCGGCCGACACUAAAUUAUCCAAGAUCAAAACGCUUCGGCUGGCUACUAGUUACAUCGCCUACCUCAUGGAUACUCUGGCAAAGGACAGUCAGGUCGGCCAGACGGAGGCUUUCAAAGCGGAUCUGAAGAAAAUGGACAACAGAGAAAACAGACGCAAACGAGAGACGAAGGAAGCAGUGAACGUAUCCAGAAGCAGCGGUGGAAAGAGGAUGAAGGGAAGGACUGGUUGGCCGCAGCAAGUCUGGGCUCUAGAACUCAGCCAGUGA
Molecule: messenger RNA, 1025 nt
Organism: Pristis pectinata (smalltooth sawfish)
Lineage: Eukaryota; Metazoa; Chordata; Chondrichthyes; Rhinopristiformes; Pristidae
Product: heart- and neural crest derivatives-expressed protein 1-like
Exons: 2
Coding region: 441-1025 (194 amino acids)
Biological process (GO): heart development; regulation of transcription by RNA polymerase II
Molecular function (GO): RNA polymerase II transcription regulatory region sequence-specific DNA binding; protein dimerization activity; DNA-binding transcription factor activity, RNA polymerase II-specific
Source: RefSeq, a predicted model, not a curated record